AUGACUGAACAAAAUCAAACGAAGAGUCAAAACGCGUCUACGGAACCUCAAAGACCACAGAAUGUUGGUAUUAAGGCCAUCGAGAUUUACAUUCCAUCACAGUGUGUUAACCAAGCUGAGUUGGAAAAGUACGAUGGUGUUUCUUCUGGUAAGUAUACCUUGGGUUUAGGUCAAACUAAUAUGUCUUUUGUGAAUGAUAGAGAAGAUAUUUACUCUAUGUGUUUAACCGUAUGCUCUAAGUUGUUAAAAAACUAUAACAUUGACCCAAAUAGUAUUGGUAGAUUAGAGGUUGGUACGGAAACUUUGCUAGAUAAAUCCAAGUCCGUGAAAUCCGUCUUGACGCAGUUGUUUCCAGAAAAUCCAGAUACCGAGGGUAUUGACACUGUCAAUGCAUGCUAUGGUGGUACUAAUGCUUUGUUUAAUUCGGUGAAUUGGAUUGAGUCCAGCGCUUGGGACGGUCGUGAUGCCAUAGUCGUUUGCGGUGAUAUCGCUAUUUAUGACAAGGGUGCUGCUAGACCUACUGGUGGUGCCGGUACUGUCGCUUUGUUGGUUGGUCCAGAUGCUCCAAUUGUAUUGGAUUCUGUCAGAGGCUCAUACAUGCAACACGCUUAUGACUUUUACAAGCCAGACUUCACUAGCGAGUACCCAUAUGUUGAGGGUCAAUUCUCAUUGACAUGUUACGUUAGAGCCGUUGACCAGGCUUACAAAGCUUACUCUAGAAAGGCAAUUGCCAAGAACUUGGUUAAAAAUCCAGCAGGGCCAGAGGCUGUUAACGUCAGAACUUUCUUCGACUAUAAUGUCUUCCACGUCCCAACUUGUAAGUUGGUCACCAAGUCGUACGGUAGAUUGCUUUACAAUGAUUACAGAGCUAAUCCAAACUUAUAUCCUGAAAUCUCUUCCGAUUUCUCCAACGUUGACUACGAAGCUUCCUUGAUAGAUAAGAACAUCGAAAAAACUUUUGUGUCUGCUGCCAAGAAGUUGCAUGAAGAGCGCGUUGCUCCUUCAUUGAUUGUCCCAACUAACACUGGUAACAUGUACACAGCUUCCUUAUACUCGGCUUUAGCCUCCCUUUUAUUCCACGUUGGAAAUGAUGCAUUACAGGGUAAACGUAUUGGUUUGUUCUCCUACGGUUCUGGUCUUGCUGCAUCUUUGUUCAGUGCCAGAGUCGUCGGUGACAUCAACCACAUUGUUAGAGUCCUAGAUUUGGACAAUAAGCUCCAAACUAGAAAGACUCAAAGCCCUGAAGAAUACGAAAAAGCGAUUGGGUUAAGAGAAAAGGCACACUUGCAAAAGUCCUUCAUUCCAACCGGCUCCAUUGAAUUGCUACAACCAGGUACUUACUACUUAACUGGCGUUGAUGACAGAUACAAGAGAUCAUAUGCCGUCAUUGAGUAA
Messenger RNA from Eremothecium sinecaudum, 1395 nucleotides. It is a transcript of the gene ERG13, whose product is annotated as hydroxymethylglutaryl-CoA synthase. The transcript is spliced from 2 exons. Lineage: Eukaryota; Fungi; Ascomycota; Saccharomycetes; Saccharomycetales; Saccharomycetaceae. Bases 1 to 1395 code for a protein of 464 amino acids. The record is from RefSeq and is a predicted model, not a curated record. Gene Ontology annotation, molecular function: hydroxymethylglutaryl-CoA synthase activity. Gene Ontology annotation, biological process: acetyl-CoA metabolic process; ergosterol biosynthetic process.